GACUCAAUCUGUGGCCAGCAGCAGCAGCAGCAGCAGCAGCAGCAGCAGAGGUGGUGGGGAGGAGAGAGAGACACAGACACAGAGAGAGAGAGAGGAGCAUUUGAUCCACUUCUUUAAUUCCCUCCUGCGGCUUCUUCACUGGGGCAGCAGGGAGAACAAAAGACAGGACAACUGCAUGAUCACAGGCGCUUGUUGUUCCCUCCUCCUCCUCCUCCUCCUCCUCCUCUUCUUCUUCAUCUCGACUGCAAAAGCCAAGGCUAGCUGCUAGAUGCUCAGUUCAGCCUGCUAGCCUUUGUGGCAAGGGGCUGUCCAUGCAUCCAAGGAGCCCCUGAAGCAACCCCGGGCUGGGAGAAGCCUCGGCUCCUUCUCUCUCUCUCUUUUUUUUUUUUUUUUUUUUUUUUUUGCAUAUAGACAGUCUGCAAAAUAUUCUCCGAGUGGGCAGACAGCAGCAUCCCUGUCAGCUUGCAUUGCGCACACACACACACACACGCACACACAAAUACGCACAGAAAGCGGAUUUCCAGUGAGGAGCAUCACCGCCUGCCUGCCCGCCUGCCUGCCUGCCUGGGCACGGUUACACGUCGUCGCCUGUCUGCAACCUCCGGCUUGACAGGACCGAGAGAGGCGAUUGAUGUGUAAUAUUCUCUCAGGAUAGUGCUUUUACAAUGUUGCGCACCACGGCCAACAUGUUGGCAACAGGAUUGCUUUUCUUGGGAUUGUUGCACAGUUUGGAAGUAAUCGCUCCGGGAAGGGCUAUUGAUGCCCCAAAGACCUGCAGCCCUAAGCAGUUUGUGUGUAAAGACGGGGUGACGUGCAUCUCUAAGGGCUGGCGCUGCGAUCGGGAGAAAGACUGCCCAGACGGCUCUGAUGAGGAACCGGAUGUUUGUCCACACAGUACCAUAUCCCGGUGCCCUCCCAAUGAAUACCAAUGUGGAGGAACAGAACUCUGCAUCCACAUGAGCAAACUGUGCAAUGGGGCUCCAGACUGCACUGAUGGCUGGGAUGAGGGCCCACACUGCAGAGAGUUUGUGUCCAACUGCUCGAUCGCAGGAUGUCAGGAAAGCUGUGCGGUGACUCCAACGGGGACGGCUUGUUACUGUAAGAGUGGUUAUGAGAUCAGCCCAGAUGGAAAGACAUGCAAAGACUUUGAUGAAUGCACUGUGUAUGGGACCUGCAGCCAGUCCUGUACCAACACUGAAGGCGCCUACACCUGCUCCUGUGUGGAGGGCUACUUGUCCCAGCCAGACAACCGUUCGUGCAAGGCCAAGAAUGUGCCAGUAGACCGUCUGCCCGUCCUGUUGAUCGCCAACUCCCAGAACAUCCAAGCCACCUCCCUGAGUGGCACCACAGUCCACAGCCUGCUAUCUACCAGCACCAAACAGACCACAGCAAUGGACUUCCUCUACGCCGAGGAAACUGUCUGCUGGAUCCACGUGGGAGAUUCCCCCUCAUCCACACACCUUAAAUGUGCCAAGAUCCCCAAUCUGAAGAGCUUCACAGAGGAGAAAGUCAUCAACAUCUCCCUCAGCCUGCACCAUGUGGAACAGAUGGCCAUCGACUGGCUUACCGGAAACUUCUACUUUGUGGAUGACGUGGAUGACAGGAUCUUCGUGUGUGACAAGGACGGGCAAUUAUGUGUCACCCUCCUGGACCUGGAGCUGUACAAUCCUAAAGGCAUCGCCCUUGACCCCACCAUGGGGAAGGUUUUCUUCACAGACUACGGUCAGAUCCCCAAGGUGGAGCGCUGUGACAUGGAUGGCCAAAACCGAACCAAACUCGUGGACAGUAAGAUCGUGUUCCCCCACGGCAUCACGCUGGAUCUCGUCAGCAGGCUGGUGUACUGGGCUGACGCCUACCUUGACUACAUUGAGGUGGUGGACUAUGAGGGCAAAAAUCGGCACACCAUCAUCCAAGGCCUGCUGAUCGAACACCUGUACGGGCUGACGGUGUUCGAAAACUACCUGUAUGCCACCAACUCGGACAACGCUAACAUGCAGCCUAAAACCAGUGUGAUCAGGGUCAACCGCUUCAACAGCACAGACUACCAAGUGGUGACCAGGGUGGACAAGGGAGGAGCGCUGCACGUUUACCACCAGAGACGCCAGCCUCCAGUGCGUAGUCAUGCGUGUGAGGUGGACCAAUUCGGGAAGGCCGGAGGCUGCUCAGACAUCUGUCUGCUGGGGAACGGCCACAAGACCCGAACCUGUCGCUGUCGCUCUGGAUUCAGCCUGGGCAGCGAUGGCAAGUCCUGCAAAAAACCCGAGCACGAGCUCUUCCUGGUCUAUGGUAAAGGUCGCCCGGGGGUCAUCAGGGGCAUGGACAUGAACGCAAAGGUGCCAGAUGAGUACAUGAUCCCCAUAGAGAAUCUGAUGAACCCCAGAGCUCUGGACUUUCACGCUGAGAGCGAGUUCAUUUACUUUGCCGACGCCACCAGCUACAUCAUUGGGCGACAGAAGAUUGAUGGAACAGAGAGGGACACCAUUGUGAAGGAAGGAAUCCACACAGUGGAGGGCAUCGCUGUGGACUGGAUGGCUGAUAACUUGUACUGGACAGAUGACGGGCCCAAGAAAACCAUCAGCGUGGCCCGGCUGGAAAAGGCUUCGCAGACCCGAAAAACCCUCAUCGAGGGAAAGAUGACCCACCCUCGUGCCAUUGUAGUUGAUCCUCUAAACGGCUGGAUGUACUGGACAGACUGGGAGGAGGACCCUAAGGAGAGCAAGCGAGGCAAAAUUGAGCGGGCUUGGAUGGACGGCUCCAAUAGAAGCGUGUUACUGACCAGCAAAACGGUGCUGUGGCCCAACGGUCUGAGUCUGGACAUCCCACAGGGAAUCCUCUACUGGGUGGAUGCCUACUAUGACCGCAUUGAGAUGGUCUACGUCAACAGCAGCGAGCGCAAGACGGUGUACGAAGGUCAGGAACUGAACCACGCCUUUGGUCUGUGCCACUAUAAACACUUCUUGUUCUGGAACGAGUAUCGCAGUGGCAGCAUUUACAAGCUGGACACCACCACCGGCGUUGCCACUCUGCUGCGCAACGAGAGGCCGCCCAUUUUUGAAAUCCGCAUGUACGACGCUCAGCAGCAACAAGGCUCCAAUAAAUGCCGCGUGUACAACGGCGGCUGCAGCAGUCUGUGUUUGGCCAUACCAGGAGGCAGGCAAUGUGCCUGCGCAGAAGACCAAAUACUAGACCCAGCUGACAACACCAGCUGCAAAGCCAACCCGUCUUACGUACCCCCUCCUCAGUGCCAGUCCGGGGAGUUUGCUUGUAAGAACAACCGCUGCAUCCAGGAGCGCUGGAAGUGUGACGGAGACAACGACUGUCUGGACAACAGCGACGAGGCUCCUGAGCUGUGCCACCAGCACACUUGCCCCACAGACAGAUUUAAGUGCAAGAACAACCGCUGCAUCCCUCUGCGCUGGCUGUGUGACGGGGACAACGACUGCGGGAACGACGAGGACGAAUCCAACACCACCUGCUCAGCUCGUACCUGCCCGCCCAAUCAGUAUUCGUGUGCCAGCGGGCGCUGCAUCCCUAUUUCCUGGACGUGCGACCUGGACGACGACUGCGGCGAUCGAUCGGAUGAACCCGCUUCCUGUGCCUACCCGACAUGUUUCCCCCUCACCCAGUUCACCUGCAACAACGGCCGCUGUAUCAACAUAAACUGGCGCUGCGAUAAUGAUAACGACUGCGGGGAUAACAGCGACGAGGCAGGCUGCAGUCACUCCUGCUCCAGCGCUCAGUUCAAGUGUAACAGCGGCCGCUGCAUCCCAGAUUACUGGACCUGUGACGGGGAUAAUGACUGCGGGGACUACAGCGACGAGACCCACGCAAACUGCACCAAUCAGGCCACGCGUCCCCCUGGAGGUUGUCACACAGAUGAGUUUCAGUGUCGAAUGGACGGCCUGUGCAUCCCGUUGCGUUGGCGCUGCGACGGGGACACGGACUGCAUGGACCUGAGCGACGAGAAGAAUUGUGAGGGUGUCACACACAUGUGCGACCCAGCUGUCAAGUUUGGCUGCAGGGACUCCGCGCGCUGCAUCAGCAAAGCCUGGGUGUGCGACGGAGACAGCGACUGUGAGGACAACUCAGACGAGGACAACUGUGAAGCCCUGGUGUGUAAGCUCUCUCACCAUGUGUGUGCCAAUGAUUCCACCAUCUGCCUGCCUGCGGAGAAACUUUGCGAUGGCACUGAUGACUGCCCAGAUGGCUCUGAUGAAAAACUCUGCGACCUGUGUUCACUGGACAAUGGCGACUGCAGCCAUAACUGCACGGUGGCUCCCGGUGAGGGGGUGAUCUGUUCCUGUCCACUGGGCAUGGAGUUGGGGCCCGACAACAAGACCUGUCAGAUCCAAAGCUUCUGUGCCAAACACCUUAAGUGCAGUCAACGCUGUGAACAGGACAAGUUCAGUGUGAAAUGCUCUUGUUACGAGGGCUGGGAACUGGAGCCUGACAUGGAGAACUGCAAGAGCACAGAUCCUUUCAAACCUUUUAUCAUUUUCUCAAACCGCCACGAGAUCCGCCGCAUCGAUCUGAAUAAAGGAGAGUUCAGUGUGUUGGUGCCAGGCCUGAGGAACACCAUCGCCCUGGACUUCCAUCUCAGCCAGAGCGCUCUCUAUUGGACCGAUGUGGUGGAGGACAAGAUCUACCGUGGGAAGCUGUCUGAGAAUGGAGCUUUAACCAGUUUCGAUGUGGUGAUCCAGUAUGGGCUGGCUACCCCUGAGGGAUUGGCAGUAGACUGGAUAGCAGGAAACAUUUACUGGGUGGAAAGCAACCUGGAUCAGAUAGAGGUGGCCAAGUUGGACGGCACCAUGAGGACAACACUGCUGGCUGGGGAGGUGGAGCACCCUCGAGCUAUUGCUCUGGAUCCUCGGGAUGGGAUCCUCUUCUGGACAGACUGGGAUGCCAGCUUGCCCAGAAUUGAAGCUGCAUCCAUGAGUGGACAAGGCAGGAAGACCAUCCAUAAGGAAACCGGCAAUGGAGGCUGGCCAAACGGACUCACUGUGGAUUAUCUAGAGCGCCGCAUCCUCUGGAUCGAUGCCAGGUCUGAUGCCAUUUAUUCAGCAAAGUAUGAUGGUUCUGGGCUGAUCGAGGUUCUGAGGGGACAUGAGUAUCUGUCGCAUCCCUUCGCCGUCACUAUGUACGGUGGAGAGGUUUACUGGACGGACUGGAGGACCAACACGCUGGCCAAGGCAAACAAGUGGACAGGAAGCAACGUCACUGUGGUUCAGAGAACCAACACACAGCCUUUCGACCUUCAGGUCUACCAUCCAUCCAGACAGCCGCAGGCUCCUAACCCAUGCGCGGCUAAAGACGGCAAGGAGCCCUGCUCUCAUCUGUGUCUCAUCAACUACAAUCAGACGUUCUCGUGUGCCUGCCCUCACCUCAUGAAGCUGGGCCCCGACAAACGCACCUGCUACGAGUCUCGUCAGUUCCUGCUGUACGCUCGGCAGAUCGAGAUCAGAGGGGUGGACAUCGACAACCCCUACUACAACUACAUCAUCUCCUUCACUGUGCCUGACAUCGACAAUGUGACCGUGGUGGACUACGACGCUCUGGAGCACCGUAUUUACUGGUCGGAUGUCCGCACCCAGACCAUCAAGAGAGCGUUCAUCAAUGGCACUGGAGUUGAGACUGUGGUUUCUGCUGAUCUGCCCAACGCUCACGGCCUGGCAGUGGACUGGGUGUCCAGAAACCUGUUCUGGACCAGUUUUGAUACAAACAAGAAACAGAUUAAUGUUGCCAGACUUGAUGGCUCCUUCAAAAAUGCUGUCAUCCAGGGCCUGGAAAAACCACCACACUGUCUGGUGCUGCAUCCAAUACUUGGGAAACUCUACUGGUUAGCUGGGGACGACAUCAUUAUGGCCAACACGGAUGGCAGCAACAGCAGCGUCCUUUUCAUAAACCAGAAAGGCCCCGUCGGUCUCUCGAUCGACUUUGACACCGAGCAGCUGUACUGGAUCAGCUCAGGAAACAGCACCAUCAACCGCUGUAAACUGGACGGCACUGGGCUGGAAGUGCUCGAGGGGGUGAAGGGAAAGCUGACCAAGGCUACUGCUCUGGCAAUCAUGGGAGAGAAGUUGUGGUGGGCGGACCAAGGAACUGACCAGAUAGGAACCUGUGACAAGAAGGACGGCGGCAACUGGAAAGUCCUGAGGAACAGCACAUCUCCCAUGAUGCACAUGAAAAUCUACAAUGAAACUGUGCAGAAAGGCACCAAUCUCUGCAGCAAUAACAAUGGAGACUGUUCCCAGCUGUGUCUCCCCACCUCCCCGACCACCAGAGCCUGCAUGUGCACUGCAGGAUACAGCCUGCGCACGGGGCAACAGUCCUGCGAGGGUGUUGGCUCUUUCUUGCUGUACUCUGUGCAUGAAGGCAUACGUGGUAUUCCUCUGGACCCGUCAGACAAGUCUGAUGCCCUGGUACCGGUGUCAGGCACAUCCCUGGCUGUAGGCAUAGAUUUCCAUGCUGAUAAUGACACUAUCUACUGGGUGGACAUGGGUCUGAGCACCAUUAGCAGGGCCAAGAGAGACCAGACCUGGAGAGAGGAUGUAGUCACUAAUGGCAUCGGCAGGGUGGAGGGCAUUGCUGUGGACUGGAUAGCAGGAAACAUCUACUGGACAGAUCAAGGCUUCGAUGUGAUCGAGGUGGCCAGGCUCAAUGGCUCCUUCCGCUAUGUGGUGAUCUCCCAAGGGCUGGACAAGCCUCGUGCCAUCACAGUCCAUCCUGAGAAAGGCUACCUAUUUUGGACCGAGUGGGGCCAGUACCCACGUAUUGAACGGUCUCGUCUGGAUGGCUCCCAGAGGGCCGUCCUGGUCAAUGUCAGUAUCAGCUGGCCCAACGGCAUCUCCAUUGACUACGAGGAGAGUCUGCUGUACUGGUGCGACGCCAGGACGGAUAAGAUUGAGCGCAUCAACCUGGAGACGGGAGAAAACCGGGAAGUGGUGCUGGCUAACAACAACAUGGACAUGUUCUCCGUGUCUGUGUUUGAGAGCUACAUCUACUGGAGUGACAGGACUCACGCCAAUGGCUCCAUAAAGAGAGGCAGCAAGGACAACGCCACAGACUCUGUGUCUCUGAGAACUGGCAUCGGAGUACAGCUUAAAGACAUCAAGGUUUUCAACAGGGCGAGGCAGCAGGGAACAAACGUGUGCAAAGACAAAAACGGCGGCUGCCAGCAGCUUUGUCUUUUCCGCGGCAACGGACAGCGCACGUGCGCCUGUGCCCACGGCAUGCUGGCCGAAGACGGACGCAGCUGCCGUGACUACGACGGCUACCUGCUCUAUUCGGAGCGCACUAUACUAAAGAGCGUCCACCUGUCAGACGAAAACAACUUGAACGCGCCCAUUAAACCGUUCGAGGACCCCGAGCACAUGAAGAAUGUCAUCGCGCUCACUUUUGACUAUAGAGGAGGAGGAGGAAAGGGAGCCAACCGUAUCUUCUUCAGCGAUAUCCACUUUGGCAACAUCCAGCGGAUCAGUGAUGACGGUUUGGACCGCAGGACUGUGGUAGAGAACGUCGGCUCGGUGGAGGGCUUGGCGUACCACAGGGGCUGGGAUAUGCUGUACUGGACCAGCUACACUACCUCAACCAUCACCCGCCACACUGUGGAUCAGAGCCGCUGGGGCGCCGUCGACAGGCACACUGUGGUCAGCAUGUCGGGAGAUGACCACCCCAGAGCCUUCGUCCUUGACGAGUGUCAGAGCCUCAUGUUUUGGACCAACUGGAAUGAGCAGUCUCCCAGUAUCAUGCGUGCCACGCUGACUGGUUCCAAUGUCCUUGUAAUUAUUGGCAAUGACAUCCGAACCCCGAACGGCCUCGCCAUAGACCACCGCGCUGAAAAACUUUAUUUCUCCGACGCCACACUAGACAAGAUAGAGCGCUGCGAGUACGACGGCACACGGCGCCACGUGGUGUUAAAGAACGAGCCGGUGCAUCCGUUUGGCCUGGCUGUGUACGGUGACUACAUCUUCUGGACAGACUGGGUGAGGAGGGCUGUGCUCCGGGCUGACAAAUACACAGGAGGAGACAUGAAGGUGCUGCGCGCUGACAUUCCUCAGCAGCCAAUGGGGAUCGUCGCUGUGGCCAACGACACCAAUAGCUGUGAGUUCUCCCUGUGCCGCGUUAACAACGGAGGAUGUCAGGACCUGUGUUUGCUGACCUCCGAGGGAAGGGUCAACUGCAGUUGCCGUGGUGACCGGAAGCUUUUAGAAGACAACACCUGCAUAGCCCUCAACACCACGUGUAACAACAUCGAUGAGUUUGAAUGUGGAAAUGGAGACUGUGUCAACUACACCCUGACUUGUGAUGGCAUGGCCCACUGCAAGGACAAGUCUGAUGAGAAACAGUCGUACUGUGCCAACCGUGUAUGCAAGAAGGGAUACAGGCGGUGUGUGAAUGGUCGCUGCGUGGGGCAUAGCUCCUGGUGCAAUGGGCAGGACGACUGCGGAGACAAUUCCGAUGAAGUCUUUUGUAACACCACGCUGUGCUCGGCUGAUCAGUUCCAGUGCAGAGACGGAGGGUGCAUCUCCAACUCGAGCAAGUGUAACCAGAAAGUGGACUGCAAGGAUGCCAGCGAUGAGAUGAACUGCACUGCCACGGACUGUUCCAGCUACUUCCAUCUGGGAGUGAAAGGAGUGACAUUUCAGAAGUGCGAGUUCACCACACUCUGCUUUGCCCCUUCGUGGCACUGUGAUGGAGCUAAUGACUGUGGAGACUUCUCAGAUGAAAAAAAUUGCCCAGGGAGCGGGAAAACAAAGUGUCCUACGCCCUUCUUUGCCUGUCCGAGUGGACGUUGUAUCCCCAUGAGCUGGACGUGCGAUAAGGAGAAUGACUGUGAGAACGGUGCAGAUGAGGCUCACUGUGAUAAAUUCUGCUCAGCCUCUCAGUUUGAGUGCGGGAACCAUCGCUGCAUUCCCAACCGCUGGGUGUGUGACGGAGCGGACGACUGCGGUGACAGCAGUGAUGAGGACAGCAAGUGCAAGACUAAAACCUGUAGUCCGGAGGCGUUCCAGUGUCCUGGAUCACAUAUGUGUAUCCCCCAGCGUUGGAAGUGUGACGGAGACAAAGACUGUCCCGAUGGGGCCGACGAGAGCGUCAAAGCUGGCUGCAUGUUUAACAACACGUGCGGCAACAACGAGUUCAUGUGCCAGAACCGACAGUGUAUCCCCAAGCACUUUGUGUGUGACCAUGACAACGACUGCGGCGAUGGCUCAGACGAAUCCCAGGAGUGCAAAUACCCGACAUGUGGACCCAAAGAGUUCCAAUGCGCCAACGGACGCUGCCUCAUCCAAAGUUCAUGGGAGUGUGAUGGAGACUUUGACUGCCAUGACCAGUCAGACGAAGCCCCAAAGAACCCACGCUGCAAUGGCCCAGAGAAGAAAUGCAAUGACACCGCGUAUGCCUGCAACAAUGGGAACUGUGUCAAUGAGACGUUGCUCUGUGACCAUAAGGACGACUGUGGCGACGGCUCCGAUGAGCUGAACUGCUUUAUUAACGAGUGCCUGAGCAAACUGAGCGGCUGCUCCCAGCUCUGCGAAGACCUAAAAAUAGGCUUCAAGUGCCGGUGCCACCCUGGCUUCCAUCUGAAAGAUGAUGGGAAGACGUGCGUGGACAUAGACGAGUGCACGACGACCUAUCCCUGCACGCAGCAUUGCCUUAACACGCACGGCAGCUUCCACUGUCUGUGCGUGGAUGGUUUCCAGCUAAGCCCUGAAAAUCCCACCAUAUGCAAAUCCACCUCAGAUGAGGAGCCCUUCCUGAUCUUUGCCAACCGCUACUAUCUGAGGAAGCUCAAUUUAGAUGGAUCCAACUAUACACUGCUCAAACAGGGCUUGAACAAUGCUGUGGCUCUGGACUUUGACUAUCGCCAGCAGAUGAUUUACUGGACAGAUGUGACCACCCAGGGCAGCAUGAUCCGACGCAUGCACAUCAACGGCAGUGAUGUUCAGGUCCUUCAUCGCACAUCACUCAGCAACCCAGACGGUCUGGCAGUUGACUGGGUGGGAGGAAACCUGUACUGGUGCGAUAAGGGACGGGACACUAUCGAGGUGUCAAAGCUGAAUGGAGCGUACCGGACGGUUCUGGUCAACAGCGGCCUGAGGGAGCCACGUGCUGUAGCUGUGGACGUACGCUAUGGAUACUUAUACUGGUCAGACUGGGGUGACAGCCCCCACAUUGGGAGGAUUGGGAUGGAUGGCACCAACAGGAGUGUCAUUGUGGAGGAUAAGAUCACCUGGCCCAAUGGCCUGACGCUGGACUUUGUCAAUGACCGCAUCUACUGGGCCGAUGCUCGAGAGGACUACAUCGCAUUUGCCAGCCUUGAUGGAACCAACAGACACACAAUUCUGGUGCAGGAUAUCCCCCACAUCUUUGCUAUGACUCUGUUCGAGGAGUACAUCUACUGGACAGACUGGGAGACAAAGUCCAUCAACAGAGCUCAUAAAACACUGGGAAUCAACAAGACCGUGCUGAUCAGCACCUUACACAGGCCAAUGGACGUCCACAUUUACCACCCGUACCGCCAACCUGAAGUGGCUGACCACCCAUGCCAGGUCGACAAUGGAGGCUGCAGCAACCUGUGUCUGCUCUCACCUGGAGGGGGCUACAAGUGUGCGUGCCCCACUAACUUUUAUCUGGCAGCUGAUGGCAGACAGUGCUUGUCCAACUGCACCGCAAGUCAGUUUGUCUGCAAAAAUGACAAGUGCAUUCCAUUUUGGUGGAAGUGUGACACUGAAGACGACUGUGGGGACCGCUCGGACGAGCCUGCAGACUGCCCUGAGUUUAAGUGCAGGCCAGGCCAGUUCCAGUGUGGUACAGGCAUCUGCACCAACCCGGCCUACAUCUGUGAUGGAGACAAUGAUUGCCAGGACAACUCUGAUGAGGCCAACUGCGACAUCCACGUCUGCCUGCCGAGUCAGUUUAAAUGUACCCACCCAAGUCGCUGCAUCCCUGGCAUCUUCCGUUGCAAUGGACAGGACAACUGCGGAGAGGGAGAGGAUGAGAAAGACUGUCCCGAAGUGACAUGCGCCCCCAACCAGUUCCAGUGUGCCAUCACCAAGCGCUGUAUCCCACGGGUGUGGGUUUGUGACAAGGACAAUGACUGUGUGGAUGGAUCUGAUGAGCCUGCCAACUGCACUCAAAUGACAUGCGGCGUGGAUGAGUUCCGCUGCAAGGACUCGGGACGAUGCAUCCCGGCGCGCUGGAAAUGUGACGGAGAGGAUGACUGCGGAGACGCUUCGGAUGAACCCAAGGAAGAGUGUGAUGAGCGGACGUGUGAGCCGUACCAAUUCCGCUGUAAGAACAACCGCUGCGUGCCUGGCCGCUGGCAAUGUGACUACGACAACGAUUGUGGGGACAACUCCGAUGAAGACAAGUGUGUGCCUCGUCAGUGUUCAGAGAGCGAGUUUGCCUGCACAAAUGGCCGUUGCAUUGCCGGGCGCUGGAAGUGUGACGGAGACCACGAUUGUGCUGAUGGUUCGGACGAAAAUGGCUGUGAUGUGAAGUGUGACAGCGAUCAGUUCCAGUGCAAAAAUGGCCAUUGCAUCCCCAUCCGCUGGCGCUGUGACGCUGACGCUGACUGCGUGGAUGGCAGCGAUGAGGAGAAAUGUGACAGCGGCAUGGGUAGACACUGCCCCCUGGAUGAGUUCCAGUGCAACAACACUCUUUGUAAACCCCUGGGCUGGAAGUGUGACGGCGAGGAUGACUGUGGGGACAACUCGGAUGAAAAUCCAGAAGAGUGCGUUAAAUUCCAGUGUCCGCCCACAAGGCAGUUCCGAUGCCAUAAUGAUCGCGUGUGUCUGCCACUAUCAAAACGCUGCGAUGGCGUCAACAACUGUGGGGACAACAGCGACGAAGUGAACUGCCAAAUACCUCCCCCCACACCAGUAUGUCAGAAGGAUGAAUUCAAGUGCUCCAAUGGCCGUUGCAUCAGCUCUGUCUUGCGCUGCAACUACUUCAACGACUGCGAGGACUAUGGUUCUGAUGAAAUCCACUGCAAUAAGAAAGACACGGUGCUGAACGACUGUCGCAGUAACAGAACAGUGUGCGGAGACGGAGAUGAAGCUCAUUGUGUGGUGAACGGCACGGACUCUUUCUGUUCCUGCAAACCCGGCUUCCAGUCGAAUGGACGCAACAGAUGUGAAGAUAAAAACGAGUGUAAGCAGUUUGGAGUGUGUUCCCACAUCUGCAACAACACUAAAGGUUCUCACAAGUGCAGCUGCCACAAGUACUUCAUCAGAAUCAAUGAGACCUGCAAGGCCGAUGCUCAGAGACAAGUGCUCUACAUCGCCGAUGACAGUGAGAUCCGCAGCCUGGACCCUUCUAUGCCAAACUGGCGUUAUGAGCAGAUCUUCCAGGGCGACGCCAACGUGCGCAUCGAUGCCAUGGACCUACAUGUCAAGACGAACCGCAUUUACUGGACAAACUGGCACACGGGACGCAUUUCUUCCUAUGAGUUGCCCUCUUCCUCCUCUUCCCCCAAUAGCAACCGCAACCGACGGCAGAGUGACUCGAGGGUCACGAACGUGGAGAUCCCUGAUCUGAAGAUGCCCCGUGGCAUUGCUGUAGACUGGGUGGCAGGGAACUUGUACUGGACUGACUCCGGUAGAGAUGUCAUCGAAGUGGCCCAGAUAAGCGGAGGACGCCACCGCAAGACUCUGAUCUCCGGCAUGAUUGAUGAGCCCUAUGCCAUUGUAGUGGACCCCCAGAGAGGGAAAAUGUACUGGGCAGACUGGGGGAACCACCCCAAGAUUGAAACAGCCGCUAUGGAUGGUACCAUGAGAGAGACGCUGGUGGAGGAAAACAUCCAGUGGCCAACUGGUCUAGCGGUGGACUACUUCAACGAGCGUCUUUACUGGGCCGAUGCUAAACUCUCGUUGAUCUGCAGCGUGCGGCUGAACGGCAGCGAUGCAGUCGUGGCUGUAAACAGCAUUAAAAACAAACUCCAUCAACCCUUCAGCAUUGAUGUAUUCGAGGACUACGUCUACGGCGUCACCUACAUCAACAACUACGUCUUCCGAGUGAACAAGUUUGGCAAAGGCCCCAUUGAGAACCUGACGACUGGAAUGAACCACGCCACAGAUAUAGUUUUGUAUCACCGCUACAAGCAGCCUGAGAUGACUAAUCCCUGCGACAGGAAGAAAUGUGAAUGGCUGUGUCUGCUGAGCCCCAGUGGACCAGUCUGCACAUGUCCCAAUGGACGCACGCUGGACAAUGGCACAUGUGUGGAGCUGCCCACUCCCACACUUUCUCCCAUUUCUCCUCCCAGUGGUCCCUGCUUGGUGCAGUGUAUGAACGGUGGCAGCUGUUUCCUGAACGCCCACAAGCAGCCCAAGUGUCGCUGCCAGCCUAACUAUGGAGGAGAUCGAUGUGAGAUCGACCAGUGCAGGGACUAUUGCAAGAAUGGAGGCACAUGCACACCUUCCCCUACAGGCUCUCCUACCUGCCGAUGCAUGACAGGCUUCACAGGACCAAACUGUAACCUGCACACCUGUAAGAAUUACUGCAAAAACGGAGGCAACUGCACAGUUAGUGCCGGAAACCAGCCGACCUGUCGCUGCCCCGCUGACUUCCUUGGCGACCAGUGCCAGUACAGAAGCUGUGAGGGCCACUGCCUGAACAAAGGUACAUGUCUACAGAGUGAAAGCGGCUCCAAGCUGUGUCGCUGUCUGCCUCAGUACACCGGCAGCACAUGCGAGAUUGACAAGUGUCACUAUUGUCGUGACGGCGAGUGUAUCCCCAGCAACAGUUUUACAUCUACAGGGGACUUCACCUGCCGCUGCUUAAAUGGAAGAGUCCAGCCCAGCUGCUACACAUGUGAUACAAAUGAGUACUGCGCGAAUGGCCAGUGCUCUAUAAACCCCGCCUCCCGCCUUCCAGAGUGCAGAUGUUCACCUGGCUGGGCAGGGCAUCGCUGUGAGUCCGUGGCCAACACUGAAGGAUCCCCAGGUUCAAGCGGACGCACAGCCUCAAUAGUGAUCCCUGUGCUGCUACUGUUGCUGCUGGUUCUCCUGGCUGCAGGAGCGUUGUUCUGGUAUAGAAGGAGGAUGAGAGGGUCUAGCCGGCCCGGCAAAACCGGCUCCAGACGCUUGCGGGCCAAGGGCUUCCAGCACCAAAGGAUGACUAAUGGAGCCAUGAAUGUCGAGAUUGGAAACCCUGCCUACAAGAUCUACGAGGGCGAGCCUGAUGAUGACGCUGGGGAGCUGCUGGACGCAGACUUUACGCUGGACCCAGAUAAGCCCACCAACUUCACAAAUCCAGUAUAUGCCACUCUGUACAUGGGAGCUCACAACAGUCGCAACUCUCUGGCCAGCACAGAUGAGAAGAAGGAACUGCUAUCACGUGGAGACGAGGAACCCCUUGUGGAUCCGCUGGCAUAGACUGUCCAUUGGCUUGGAUCACGCUAUUCCAAACACACCCCUCUUCUUGCCUUUUAAAAGAAAAACGAAACAAAAACAAAAAAAAUCGACAAAAAGUAUGAGAGAAAAUUGAUAAAAAGUGUGAACACUGUAUAAAAUGUACAAAAAUGAAGGACUACUUUUGUAUGUGAUUGCAGUAUUAUAUUUUGUUCUUUUGAGAUUCCUCUGGUCAAAAAUGAGUAACAUUUUCUAUGAGAGAUUUUUAAUUUACACUUUGUCCCUUACCCUUUACCUAAAUAGCCACUACCUCUGUGCAAAAUGAAAUGGAAACAAGAAAAUCAGAAGAAAAGAUGCUAUCAUUGGAGCAAUUUUAAUUUUUUAUUUUUGUAUGAAUUGUAUAGAAAAGAAAAAAACAUUGUUCCAUUUCACCAGUGCCAACUGUUUGUUGUUUGUGUUGACUUUGAGCGGGAAAGGCAAAACUCAAAGUUUUCUAAAUCGGUACAUAUGUUGUCUUGCUGAGUUUUCUCGGCGAGAUUGUGUGAGACAGAUUUGUGAUAGCACCGUUUGUGUAUAGCACAUGUAAAAUGUCAAUACCAGAUGGCAACUACAGUAUUUCCACAUAAUUUUUUCUCAGAGAACAAUGUUCAUGAAAUGAUUGUGUUGUCUUCCUUGCACAGAAUUCAUAUUUUACGGUAUAGUGUAUACUGUAGGCUUUAUACCGUAAGAUGUUAAACAGGUAUGUUUGUUUUUAUCACAUUGUAUGACAGCUGGAGCUCAUGUGUUGCUGAAAUGAAGGGGGUGAAAGGCGUUCCGGUGUUGUGAUUAUGAAGAUGGAGAGUGAGAAAGUUGGUUAUGGGUUAAACAUUCCAGGCAGAGUAGUGGGUGGAGAUGACAGAUGUAAAGACAUGGUAAGGGUUGAAUGCCUUCAUGGGUGGGAAGUUGGCUAAUAAUGAGAGGGCCAUAGCAGAUACAAGACUUUGAUGGACAGUGUCACGUCUGCGCCAUUUAGUUCUGUUACAAGGGUCUUCCUGCAGAAGGAAAGGUAGGCUGCAAAUAUGGUAAAAUAGAACGAAAAACAUGAUCGAGAUGGGUCUUUUGCUUGUCUUUUACUUCUCCAGUCCAUUGUUUUUGUAAAGACCAGAUAAUACCCAUCUGACUUUGUGAGUAGAUUUAUCUUUCUACCUUCAGAGGAUCGAAGUCUGUAACGUUCACAGUUUUUGUAAUGACUCAGUCUUAAGUGCAUUAUGUUCAUUUGGUCCUUAGCGUUUCUCUGCUCUUCUUGAGCUCUUUCUAAUCUCUCACUCUCCUCUGUGCCCUGCUGCUGCUAAUGCUACCAUUCUGGUUGCUCUGACACGUCCUUACGCUCAGCCUCUGUCCCAAAAUGCUGCUUCUGUCAGAAAUGUGUCAGCCAUAUCUUAAUGCAUGUGAAAAGUAACACCAAUCUUUAAUGUAACUACAAUAACAAGUUGGUUUUGUUUUUGUUUUUUUUAAUUUUUGCUUACCUGUCAGCAAGUGUUAUUUUAUGCUGUUGUAUAUGUUUUGUCUUAAAUUGAGAGAGAAGUACAAUCAUUUUACCUAAAGAACAUUUUUGCAAAAUCAUACAUGCAUUUUCAGAAUUGUUUUUUGAUUAGUCCUUGUUUUCGUUUUUUUUUUUGUUUGUUUGUUUGUUUUUUAAUGAAAAAUGACACAUAGCUUUUAUAGUACACAAUGCAUGGAGGCUCAGACUUUCUUCUGGAAAGAGAAUAAUGUUUAAUUUUUGCUGGAGUACUUUACAAACUAAAUAACAGAUAUUGUUAUAAAUAAAAUUUUAAAAAUUGUACAGAA
Messenger RNA from Larimichthys crocea (large yellow croaker), 16178 nucleotides. RefSeq names its product low-density lipoprotein receptor-related protein 1. Gene Ontology annotation, molecular function: low-density lipoprotein particle receptor activity; protein binding; calcium ion binding. Gene Ontology annotation, cellular component: plasma membrane; signaling receptor complex. The transcript has 90 exons. Bases 666 to 14375 code for a protein of 4569 amino acids. The record is from RefSeq and is a predicted model, not a curated record. Lineage: Eukaryota; Metazoa; Chordata; Actinopteri; Sciaenidae.